AUGGCGUUUGCUGGGACAAAUAUUAGUUUGUCCCAGCCGGAUAUCACGCAGAAACUAACGGAGCGCAUAGAUGACCUGAACCAAAAAAUUGCUGCUUGGGGGAAGCGGAUUCGACGAUUUAGCGAGAAGUCAAGGCGAUUAAACCAAAAUCGUCUCUUCCAGAGUGAUCAGAAGAGGCUCUAUAAAUCAUUGGAGCGACCAGAGGUAUGUGGAGCGGGCCCAGGACCGGAUCAGGCUGACACUGUCGCAUUUUGGCGUGGCCUGUGGUCAGAGCCCGUAAACCACAGCGACGGCCCUUGGAUGGAAGUUGUGGCGAGCCAGAGUGCAAGUGUUACGCCUAUGGACCCCGUCACCAUAACGCCUGAAGACGUGGCUGAGGCGGUCCGUAGGGCCCCGAACUGGAAAAGUCCGGUGGCUCGACGGCCUGCAUCAUUACUGGCUGAAGGGGUUCGUAGUGUGUCACGCUGUGCUCGCCCGACAGUAUCAAGAGGCUCUCGAUCAGAAGUCGCCCCCGAGCCUCUUCACUACUGA
Messenger RNA from Parnassius apollo (apollo), 531 nucleotides. The record is from the annotation of a GenBank genome assembly. NCBI's taxonomy places the organism in Eukaryota, Metazoa, Arthropoda, Insecta, Lepidoptera, Papilionidae.